Messenger RNA from Aegilops tauschii subsp. strangulata, 2178 nucleotides. Its product is annotated as protein NRT1/ PTR FAMILY 7.3-like. Gene Ontology annotation, cellular component: membrane. NCBI's taxonomy places the organism in Eukaryota, Viridiplantae, Streptophyta, Magnoliopsida, Poales, Poaceae. The record is from RefSeq and is a predicted model, not a curated record. Gene Ontology annotation, biological process: transmembrane transport. Gene Ontology annotation, molecular function: transmembrane transporter activity.
AACAUAAUACAUCAUCAACACCCGAACACAUUGGCAUGGAUACAAACUCCAGGAGAUAUAUAUAGGUGCAUCUAUCCUCUGACCUUAAGAAGAGAGGAGGGGUGUGGAAGCACAAGCGCAAACAAGAGUGUGUUUUCCCCUUCCAUCAUGGAUAUUGCUCAGGAGGAUGAGAGGGAUCAGGGGCAAGACCAUGACCAUGUUAUCGUGGUCGCCGGAGAUCAAGGGGAAGGAGAAGGCGAAGAGACGACGAUGGAUGGGUCGGUCGAUUGGAACGGCAGCCCGUGCCUGAGAGCCAAAUCUGGUGGAUGGCCUGCCGGACUCCUCAUCCUGCUAAACCAGGCGCUUGCGACGAUGGCGGUGAACGGCGUGAGCAUCAACCUGGUGACCUUCAUGAGGGUGGUGAUGCAGCUCGACAACGCCAACGCUGCCAAGUAUGUGAGCAACUGGUCCGGCACCACCUACGUCUUCUCCAUCGUCGGCGCCAUCAUCGCCGACUCCUACUGGGGAAGAUACAAGUCCUGCAUCAUCUUCCAGCUCAUCUUCCUCGCCGGACUGGUGGAGCUCGCCAUAUCCUCCUAUUUCUUCCUGCACAACUUCAGCUGCGAGUCGGAAUCGGGUGACACCAAGACCUGCAGAACACCAUCGGCUGCGGAGAUAGCCAUAUUCUAUGUGGCCAUAUACAAGAUCGCGCUCGGGAACGGGGCCUACCAGCCCACCAACACGACAUUCGGCGCCGACCAGUUCGACGAGGAGCACACCAAGGAGAAGAGGUCCAAGACGGCCUUCUACGGCUACUUCUUCGUGGCCAACAACCUGGGCAGCCUGGUGGCCGUCACUUUUCUCACCUACAUCGAGGACAAGGGGAGCUGGGCGGCCGCCUUUGUGAUCUCAGCGGCGGCGUCUCUUCUCGGCCUCCUCCUGUUCGCCGCCGGGACCAAGAGGUUCAGGCACUUCAUGCCCUGCGGGAACCCUGCCGCGACCGUGGGAAAUGUCUUGGUUGCUGCAACGAAGAAGAGGCACCUCACCAUCCCAACCCAAGUGGAAAAGCUGUAUGAGUUGGAUGGAACUCACAGCGUCAAUGGGGGCAAGAAGAUUGCACACACACCAGGAUACAGGUUUUUGGACAAGGCGGCGGUGAUCGAGGACCCAUCCAUCCUUCUACCGGGCGAGCAGCCAGCAUCCAGGCCACGGCGUCUCUACACGGUCACUCAAGUGGAGCAAGUGAAAUGCAUCCUUCGACUCAUUCCCAUAUGGCUCUGCAGCAUCAUCUACUCCACCACAUACUCGCAGAUGUCCUCGGUGUUCAUCGAGCAAGCACAGGCCAUGGACAACACCCUCAACAAAUUCACGAUCCCCGCCGCGGGCAUCGGCAUCUUCGAGAUCAUCGGCGUGACAUCAUUCGUCUUCAUCUACACGUUCUGCAUCGCCAAACCCCUGUCGAAGCGAUCAAAGGAGCCAACCGAGCUCCAGAGGAUGGGCAUCGGGCUCGUCAUAUCGACCGCGGCGAUGAUCGCGGCGGCGCUGGUGGAGCGGCAGAGGCUGAAGCACGCCGACCACUACCGCCUGAGCGUCCUCUGGCAGAUCCCCCAGUACCUGCUGAUCGGGGCGUCGGAGGUGUUCAUGUACGUGACCAUGACGGAGUUCUUCAACGACCAGCUCCCGGACGGCAUGAGGAGCCUCGGCAGCGCAAUGUCCGGGGCGUCCAUGUCGGCCGGGAGCUACGCGAACAGCCUGAUCGUCUCGCUGGUCAUGGCGGGCAGCCGCAGCGGGGGCCAAGCCGGGUGGAUACCGCAGAACCUCAACCAGGGCCAUGUGGACAGGUUCUUCUUCCUCAUCGCCGCGCUCAACGCGGCCGACCUGGCGCUCUUCGUGCUGCUCGCCAAGAGGUACAGGGGGGUGGCGAAGCCCGCGGCGGCAGUGGUGGCCGUCGGGUCGAUCAAGUGAGCUUGCUGUUGUUGUAUGCAUAGUAGAGUACAUGUACAACCUGCUGGAACAGUAGUGCAUGUACAACCUCCACCUGGGACAGUACACCAGGUGAUGAUAAAUAAAGGCCAUCCGGCCGGCUGCUGUCUUAGUGUUUACUUGUGUCAAGAACUUGCUUUAUAUAGCCUCCUGGAACUGCAAGAGAACACAGCAACCAGGUGGUGAAAAAAUAAAGGCAAUCUGAUUGCAUGGAAA